AUGCUCACCUAUAUGACGGAUUCCGAGGGCGUUGCCAUGCUCACAUUCGUCACUGACGGCACUUCGAACGGCCUCUUGACCAUGUUGAGCUCGACUUCGACAACGCCAGGAAUCACCAUCACUGGACCUGCAACUGCCGUACCUCGUUCCUUGUCGAGUCAACUCAACGGCGGCGAGAUCGCUGGCAUUGUGAUCGGGUGCCUCAUCUGCGCCUUCCUCGUCUUCGUCAUCUUCGUGUUGUGCUUCAUUCGUCGACGCAGAGCAAAACGAUCGAGGCAACAGGCACUUGGGACCCAUAACUGGGAAUUUGCGCAUUCGAGACGGGUGCCCUCGGAAAUCUCGCCCGUGCUUUCGAGUCGUCAAAACAGCGCCGCGACCACUGGUGAGAGUGGAUCUCGGUCCGAACGAUUUUUGGGGAUCCUCGGGAUUAGGAGGGGAAGCAGUCGUAGUCAAGAAGGCACGGCUCCCUACGCAGGCGAUGGCAAUGAGAGCUUUGGUGGCGGAAGGAGUAGUGGGCCCUCUUCGAUCGGCUCGAGGGAUGGAGUGGGGCCGAUGAUGCGUGAAGUGACGAUGGGUGGACCAGCGCCGAUGACACCGCGCCGAGGCGAAAGGGGGAUGCUUCUCGGCGCCUUCCACGAGCACCUCGACUCGUCAAGCAACGAGUAUGAACCCGAGUCCCGCGACCAAUUCGGCACCGAGCCGGAUGGUUAUGAAGAGUAUUCGCAACGAGGUUUCGGUUCCCACCACCAGCGCAGCGCGUCGGACGCUUUAGUCGCCACGUCAAUGUUGAAAGGGCUCGAACACGAUUGGCAACCCAACUCGCCGAUGACACCCCUGCUGAUGCGCAACAGCGAUCCCAACUCGUCCAGGUUGGCUACGCCGCCGCGGGAUCUCGACAGCCGAGCUCGAAAACCUCCCAAGCGUCGACCCGUGUCGGAGAUGGGGUGGUUGAGCGGUCGAGGUAGUAUCGAUCCCUCGACUGCAAGCUCUCGAGAAAGCACCGUGCCCACAUUUGGGAGCCGAAACUCGGGAGGAGGCAGCAGUGGGAGAGCCAAGAGAGGAUCAAAAGGGUUGGAUGUACCCUUGAGUCGUUCGGCAUCGGUGGGCAACAUCUCGAGGGAAGUCCAAAGUCGAGGAGUGAGCCUUGACCAUAGCCCAAAUCUGAACGAGCUCUUUUAUACCAGUGAGUCUGUCUUGAGAGGAACUGACGUCUUCGCCUAACCUGCCGCUGAUCUGCAGCUCGAUGUUCCAGCCCCGAGAUGGACAGGAGGUCUUUCGCACACGGUGAUGGGAGCCCCUCCGCGUCGCAUGGUCAUUGACGACAACGAUCGCAACUCACCCUACCGUUCGCCCUACCGGGAUAUUCCCUACAUCAUCCCAUCAGAAGAUGCGCGACAUCCGUCGAUGACAACGCCGGCAACUUCGGGUACAGGCGCCGGAUCCGCUCUCCUCGACCGCAUCGCUGCAGGGUGGGGUUCGACUCUGAGCGGCCUAGGUCUGGCGCCUGCUCCGGCAAUUUCAGCUCGACAAAGAGAACGAUCUCGGACUUCCAGCGCCGGGGAUCAUAGCCUAAUGGAUACUUUCGCCUCGCACGGGAUGAUGAGCCCGAGUGCUUCGGCGCCAUUGAUACUCGAUCAUCAGUCCUCGCCUUCGCGCUCACUGCGGAGAGGUCUUCGUGGCCCACGGGAGCCUUCUAACAGGAGCACGAUACAGGGUCGAAGGUCGCUGACCUUCGGGGAGCCCAUCCAAGUUCCCCCGGUCUCGAUGGUGGGGUCAAUUUCCGACUUCAGCCAUACGACAGAAAACGCGUCGGCUCGCCCCGACUCGGAAAGCGAGAAUGGCAUCUUUGCGGACGCGGUUGAGUCAGGAGAGUAUGUGGGCGACGAUGGCGACGAAUACGAUUGCAGCAAUCACCGGCAAUCAAUGGGAGGCAGCAGUAUUUACGGCGGGUUGAGAUCGGGGACCCCCCAUGACGCAGACGCCGAGGAUGAUUUCGCUCCUCGACCCUACCGAGCUUGGCAGUUGAGCUCGGCUCCGAGAUCAUGGAGCACUACGAUGCCCGACAUACGAGAUUUCAUAUCCGUAACUUCGGAGAGUCUUAAUGCACGAGGAGUGUGAGUUCAUGUCCGCACCCUCAUCGAAGCAGGCGGAAGCUAGGCUAAACCCCCCUCACUUGGUGCCCUCUCCUUGCAGCAGCGCAACCGAUAAUACCUCGCAAAAAUGGCAAGAUACGGACCCGAAAUCCGCUUCCGAAUUUGGCCUGAAACUCUAUCCAAACAUGAGUCGUGGUGCAGAGUAUGACCCGUUCAUCGCACAUGGCCACCGAGACUCAACCUCGACCUCGCGGAGUCUGGGACCAGGGCGUAGCCCAUCGAUCAAUUCCGGCCAAGGCAGCUCACCUGCCACGCUGUAUCCCGGGUCAUCACCUCAGACGGGACAGACACGGUUCCCGGGAGGUGAUGAGCUAAACAGAAGGAAUACGCUCGGCCGAGGGGAUGAGCUUGGGAGGCUAAUGAUCGGCAAGGCGCUGUGA
Microbotryum saponariae is the source of this 2533-nucleotide messenger RNA. NCBI's taxonomy places the organism in Eukaryota, Fungi, Basidiomycota, Microbotryomycetes, Microbotryales, Microbotryaceae. The record is from the annotation of a GenBank genome assembly.